Messenger RNA from Durusdinium trenchii, 4833 nucleotides. Lineage: Eukaryota; Dinophyceae; Suessiales; Symbiodiniaceae. The record is from the annotation of a GenBank genome assembly.
AUGGAGAUGGCCGAGGACUGGGGCGAAGAAAGACGAGCUCAGCCCCGCAGUUCAGUCGAAAGGAUCGAGCCAAGUCGUGGAUGCACCAAGGAGUCAGUUGCAGCAGAGGCCGCUUUUCGAGAGCUCCAAGAGCUCGAACGAGAAAAAGAAGAGCAGCGGUGCCCUUCCUUGAGGUCCAUUCCGCGCUUCUUCCAGCGCAAGGCCGCACCCCUCGACGAGUCGACCUCCUUACGGCCCCGGGUGCUGCGGGAAGCACGCUCCAGGCUACUGCAGAGGAAGACCUCCAAGGAACUGCUCGACGAGGAGGAUCUUCAUACGAUCCUGGGGCUCUUGAAGGAGCAAGGAAGUGUCACUCGGGCCCCCGACCACUCAGAGGUGGAGGUCAUCGACUACAACGGCUUCUACAAAGUACGGCAGGAGCUCCUGAAACGCGGGGAGCGCUUCAAGCAGUACUUCGAGCCUUCGCACUUCCUGAAGUUCCCACGAGAUCCUGCUGGCCGCAUCGCCAUUGUGCCCUUCUUUACCUUCGUCGUACGAAGGGUGAAUUUAAGCCAGACGCGGGUACAGCUCAGCUACUACGACGCGCUCGGCUGUGGAUACCUUAGGGAGAAGGACAUGGAGAACUUCAUUUUCGAGAUGAUUCCCACCAUGCCUCAGCUCAACACUCUGCAGGAGGAGUUCUAUCCCUUCUACGUCUUCACGGCUGUCCGGAAGUUCUUCUUCUACCUGGACCCCAAGCGGACGGGGCGGGUGCGAAUCCGGGACUUGCUCUCCUCGCCGAUCCUACCAGAGUUGUACGAGCUCCGACAGGAACACCCCCUGGGGGAUGCCGAGCACAACUGGUUCAGCAUGCAGUCAGCUCUCAAGGUCUAUGACGCCUACUUGUUCCUAGACAAUGAUCAGAAUGGCAUGCUCAGCCGGAACGAGUUGGCGCGGUUCGGGAGUGGGAUGCUCACCGACGUGUUCAUUGACAGGGUCUUUGAGGAGUACCAGACCUAUCGCGACGCCGAGACGGGCGAGCGAGAGAUGGACUACAAGACCUUCUUGGACUUCGUCCUGGCAAUGGAGAACAAAGGUACUCCUCAGGCCGUCCGGUACUUCUGGAAGCUCUUGGACAUUCACCACACCGGCUGCAUUGACGGCUUUGUCAUCAACUACUUCUUUCGAGCCAUCGUGAAGGUGCUGCGCCAGAUCAAAGGUUCGGAGAUCGCCUCCGUGGACGACGUGAAGGACGAGAUCUUCGAUAUGGUCAGGUCCAAGACGACUGGCAUCAUCACGCUGGAUGAUUUGCUCCACUGCAGCCAGGGUGGCACCGUGCUGUCGAUGCUGUUUGAUGCAGCCGCCUUCUGGUUAUAUGACAACCGGGAGAGCCUGCUGAUGGAACAGGACGGAUUUCUCGUAAAGGUGCCCACAUCGAUGUCGGACGAGGUCGUCGGCCGUCAUGGCCCGGACCCACCGUUCGAUCCCGUGAUGUCCCGUGCGGCGCUGUCGUUGGAGCGGAACCGAGUCCCACCGGGGGCGCCAUCGGUGUCGAAGAUGAUGAACUCGAUUAUCCUCAUCCUCAUCGCUAGCGAAAGAUGUUUGGGUGGCUGCGGUUUUCGUUUCGAUGUGACACGGCUGCAGGCGAUCAGCCUGCCCAGCCUCUUCCCCAAUGCUCAGGGAGGCAACGUGUGGGGAGGCUUAGAGAAGCGUGCUUGGAGGACCGUGGGCUAUCCUAGUGAGACGCUUCGACGUAACGAGACAGAACAGCGGUUCGACGAUUCGACGGCGGUUCGACGCCAGAAGUCGAUCAAGCGGACACCAAGCCAACUCUUGCUGGAGAAGCAGCAGGCCGGUGUUGGGAUUUGGUGGCCAGAGUUGAUCCAAUUCUGGGAUUUGGAGUUCAGCCUGGUGCAGAGCAUGUUGGCGAAGCCCAAGUGGGGCGCCCUGGGUCGUCUGGAGCCUGUGGCCGUCGCCUGGAGCCUGAUCACCGGCUUCCAAGACCUGGCACGGUUUUCCAACCACACCACGUGCGGCGACCCGAAGACGUCCGAGUCGUCCGUGGUGCCGGUCGACCAACCGCUCUUUAGGCGGUCGACCAGUCGGUCGACGCCGGUGGAGUGGAGUCCACAGAGCUGGUUUGAGUGGUCCAUGGUGCAUGAGGUCAUCGUGGUCACAGUGGUGGUCUUCAGAAAUUCUGGGCUCCUCGGAUGUGUCCGUUCUGGUGCCCAGAAACCGAAGUUUCGCAAGGAACUCGUGACCAAUUUGACGAGCUUUGAAGAGGAGCAUUUGAGAAUUCUAUCUCGAGUCCAUGACAUGGGAAUUCUGUCGAUCGAUUUGGUUCGGAAAAAAGACAUGCCGCAGACCGUACCUGCGUACCCGGUAGCUGGUACCCAACCGGUCCCUCCGCCGGCCAGUGUCCAUCCGCCCGUCGUGGCCUUCGUGGAGUUCGAAGGGCUCCAGACCUACGAGACCAUGGUGACGUUGCGGAAUCAGGACAAUGUCGCACGGAGAGUCAAGGUUUGCCCGCCUGACAGCCCGUUCUUCGAGUGGGAGAGCUCAGUGCUGAUGGGGUUGGCGCUGUGCCACUUGAGGCUUUUGCCCGCUCGCCGGGUCGCGAAGGGCGGUACCGUCGCGUCCAGCGACGUCUCCAGGGAUAAGGCGUUGGCGUUCGGCGCGUGGAUGUCCUGCACGAUCGCUCCUGGAAUGGAAGUGUCCUACGUGGUGCGUUUCAAGCCAGAUGCGAGAAUAGACUACAGCUACGACUUGAAGGUGGUGCAGAGCUCAGAUUUGGGAAUUGCAUCCCGCAGCCUCUUGGUAGAGUGCGGUGAGGUCACUGAAAGAGAAGAGUUCAGUGUGCCGAUCCGCGCCUCGGGCGGCUCCGCCCUGCUGGACUUCCCGGACGUCGGACGCCCAGACGUCCGAGACGUCAUCGACUUCGGGGACGAGUGCAUCGUCGGCUACCAGGUGAACUGCGCGAAUUGUGAGCGGACGGUCCUGGUGCGGAACGUGGGUGACCGCGCUUCGAAGCUGCUCUGUCGGACGACAGAGCCCUUUAGCAUCGACGUGCCCGACGGGUUCCUUGAAGAAGGCGCCUCUUGUCAGGUCUCCGUGUUCUUCACGCCGUCGCGCGCAGAGCGCUAUGAAUGCGACCUACAAAUCAAGUAUGGGGAGUUAGAGGCUGUGGCCACCUUGCGGGGCCAAGCACGCAACGCCGAGGUUUCACUGUCUCACAGCUUGCUACUCAUCGAGGACACGUACGUGGGCCUGGAGUCGCAAGGCGUGGUCACCAUCCGCAACGACUCGGAUGUGCCCAUUGAUUUCAGUUGGCGGCUCUUCUCUUCGACGGUGGAGGAGGCGCAGCACAGGCUUGCUUUGCAUCGGCAGCUGAAGACGGAGGAGAUGGAUGAGCUCCUCUACAUGCAGCAAGCCAACCUCUCAGAGGAUGAGGAAAGCGAGAGCGGCUCGGAUGGCGAGCGGCGGCGCGUGCGGCGGGAGCGGAAGGUGACGAAAUUGCUGGGUCGGAAGUAUGACUCCAUUAUGAAGGCUGUGGAGGAGGACCCCAUGCUAUUUCGUGACGCGAUCUUCAAGAUCGAGCCGCUCUGUGGCCGCCUGUGGCCACAGACGCAGGUCACUUGCGCCUGCUGCUUCUUACCCAAGGAUGCGUUGGUCUAUUGUGCCACCGCCUUCCUGUCAGCGGUGGGGCAGGAGGACCGCGCGCCGCUGGUGCUGAAAGGACUGGGCAUUGGGCCGAAAGCCACCUUCUCCUAUGACGAGCUGGAUGUCGGGAAUGUCUUCGUGGAGAGUGCGCAUCGAUAUGAGGUGCAGCUCUUGAACCAGGGCGACAUCGAAUUCGACUUUCGGCUUGUGCAUCGGGAAGGCAAGUUCGCCCCGAGGUUCAAGUUCACUCCAGACCAUGGCACCAUCGCGGUGGGUGGUCAGUGUGAGAUUGUUGUGGAUUUCAAGCCAAAGGAGCUUGGACCCUUCCAUGAGGCGGUGACGCUCGCCUUCCGCGGCACCUCCGUGCGACCCAAGUUCCGCGGCCCCGAGCGAGCGCAGCACGCGGGACACCGCGGUGUGGGCCGUAAGGUCCCUGGGCCAACGGUCACAUUCGACCCUGACAGGUCGAAUCUUCGGCAGCGGCAGAAUCCUUCACCAGACACCCUCUAUACCAGCACCUUUCGCGGCCUCAUGGAAAUUGGUGAGCUUCGGGUUCCUUGCUACUAUACUCUUACAGUAAAAGGUGAUGAGGCACCUCCCAACAACGAAUUCGAGAUUAUCCCUUCGCGCGGCACUUUGCUGCCGAACUGUGCUCAGAGAAUUCAGGUGGAUUUUAUCAGUCAGACCGAGAAGAAAUACGACAUGAGGCUUUCCGUGGAUUUGGAAGGCGUGGGCAAGGAAUUGUUGUCGAUCCCCAUGUUUGCUCAAUGUGCUGUGCCUACGGUCUCCUUCGAGCCACACGGCUGCUUGAACUAUGGGGACGUCUUCAUCAGGUAUCCCUUUCAUCAAAGCCUCUACUUGCACAACACUUCUGCCCAGGCUCUAGGACUUGAUUUGAUGUGCGCUGCUAGCGCUGGCAGUCGGAAAUCAGACGGCGCUGACUGCUUCUGCCUACAGCAGAAAGGCAGCUUCUUCGAAGUUUGCCCCGAAGCGUUGGAGGUUCAAGGAUGGCUGUCACCCAGUGAGGUCGGUACGGUGCCCCCGUGUGCCUCCCACGUGAUCACCGUGACCUUGACGGCACACACGGCAGGACCACUGCGCAUCCCCAUGUACGUCAAGAUCGUAGGACGCGAAGUGCCAUUCCCUUUGGUGGUGCGCCCGCCCUUCUCUGGCUCUCCAAGCCUGACGCCCUGA